Messenger RNA from Cladophialophora yegresii CBS 114405, 1083 nucleotides. RefSeq lists its product as uncharacterized. The record is from RefSeq and is a predicted model, not a curated record. The transcript is spliced from 2 exons. Gene Ontology annotation, cellular component: mitochondrion. Lineage: Eukaryota; Fungi; Ascomycota; Eurotiomycetes; Chaetothyriales; Herpotrichiellaceae. The coding region runs from base 1 to 1083 and encodes 360 amino acids.
AUGCGCGGUCACCGUCUCUUCAGCCGCGUCGCGCUUCCGAGCCAGCAACAACCCAUCCGUGCACUCUCAACACGCCGACAGCUCUCCAGCUUGCGCACCCUCCUCUCCCGCCAUGGGUCAGCUGACGACGACGCGGACAUCGUCGACCUGGCCUUUUCACGCCACGACCCGCCCGAGAAAUCCAGCACGAAAGGCCCCGGCCCCGUCAUCAUCAUGCACGGUCUCUUCGGCUCGCAGCGCAACAACCGCACCAUGACUGACCACCUCCACUUCCUGCUCCGCAGAACCCUAGCCAAAGACCUCUCCCGCCCAGUCUACAACCUCGACCUGCGCAACCACGGCGACAGCCCGCACGCGUCCACGCACACCUACUGCGCCAUGGCGCGCGACGUGGAACAUUUUGUGGCAAGACACGGCAUCCGCAACCCCACCCUGAUCGGCCACUCCAUGGGCGCCAAAGUCGCCAUGACGCUAGCCCUACGGCGGCCCUCGCAAUACUCGGCCGUCAUACCCGUGGACAACGCGCCCGUGGACGCGGCCCUCGCGAGCGAUUUCUCCAAAUACGUGCGCGCGAUGCGGGAGAUCGAGGAGCAUCGACCGCCCCUGAAAACGCAGAAGGAAGCGGACGCGAUCCUCCAGAAAUACGAGCCCGAGCUGGCGAUCCGGCAGUUUUUGCUCACUAAUUUGGUCAAGAAGACGCAGACACAUCCGGCGGGCGGUAACGCGGGCGGCGCUGGCGGCCACGGCUCUUCACCAGACAGCGAGAGGCCGCAGCCGCAGCCGCAGCCGCGGACCCAGCUGGGCUUCCGCAUCCCCGUCGCCACUCUGGCGAAGAACCUGGGGCACAUGGCGGAUUUCUCGUUCAAGGAUCCCGAGGCCAGUCAAUACAAGGGCCCGACGUUGGUGGUCAGGGGCACCAAGAGCCACUACGUCGCGGAUGAGAGCUUGCCCGUGGUGGGGGCGUUCUUUCCGCGCUUCGAACUGCUGGAUGUCGAUUGUGGGCAUUGGGUCAUGAGUGAGCGGUUCGAGGAGUUUCGGAGGGGGGUCGGCGAGUUUGUGACGAGGGUCGUUGAUGAGCAAUAA